GCGGGACCGGAGCGCGAGGAGCCGGACUGCGGGCCGGGCGGCGGCGGCAUGAGCCGGCCCCCGCCGACGGGGAAAAUGCCCGGCGCCCCCGAGGCCGUGCCGGGGGACGCGGCCGGCGCGGGCCGCCAGAGGAAGCUGGAGGCGCUGAUCCGAGACCCUCGCUCCCCUAUCAACGUGGAGAGCUUGCUGGAUGGCUUAAAUUCCUUGGUCCUUGAUUUGGAUUUUCCUGCUUUGAGGAAAAAUAAGAAUAUAGAUAAUUUCUUAAAUAGAUAUGAGAAAAUUGUGAAAAAAAUCAGAGGUCUACAGAUGAAAGCAGAAGAUUAUGAUGUUGUAAAAGUUAUUGGAAGAGGAGCAUUUGGGGAAGUCCAGUUGGUUCGUCAUAAGGCAUCACAGAAGGUUUAUGCUAUGAAGCUUCUUAGCAAGUUUGAAAUGAUAAAAAGAUCGGAUUCUGCUUUCUUCUGGGAAGAAAGAGAUAUUAUGGCCUUUGCCAAUAGUCCCUGGGUGGUUCAGCUCUUUUGUGCCUUUCAAGAUGAUAGAUAUCUGUACAUGGUAAUGGAAUACAUGCCUGGUGGAGACCUUGUAAACCUUAUGAGUAAUUAUGAUGUGCCUGAAAAGUGGGCCAAAUUUUACACUGCUGAAGUUGUUCUUGCUCUGGACGCAAUACACUCCAUGGGUUUAAUACACAGAGAUGUGAAGCCUGACAACAUGCUUUUGGAUAAACAUGGACAUCUAAAAUUAGCAGAUUUUGGCACAUGUAUGAAGAUGGAUGAAACAGGCAUGGUACAUUGUGAUACAGCAGUUGGGACACCUGAUUAUAUAUCACCCGAGGUUCUGAAAUCACAAGGGGGUGAUGGUUAUUAUGGGAGAGAAUGUGAUUGGUGGUCUGUUGGUGUUUUCCUUUUUGAGAUGCUAGUAGGUGAGUAAAUAUUUUAAGUUGUUCUUUUUUCAAAACUCUUUCGUAACACUUUAGUUCAGUCAAGGAUUUGGAAAUAUAAGGAARUGGCAUGUGUCCUAGGGAAGACUGAAAUUUCUGGAAAUUUUGAUUUAGUAUCUUUAACUGCAUUGUUUAGGGAGGUACGACUUGGGAGAAAUGGGGUAGAAGAAAUCAAACAGCAUCCUUUCUUUAAGAAUGAUCAAUGGAAUUGGGAUAACAUAAGAGAGACGGCAGCUCCUGUAGUACCUGAACUCAGCAGUGACAUAGACAGCAGCAAUUUUGAUGACAUCGAAGAUGAUAAAGGAGAUGUAGAAACCUUCCCAAUUCCUAAAGCUUUUGUGGGAAAUCAGCUGCCUUUCAUAGGAUUUACCUACUAUAGGGAAAAUCUGUUAUUAAGUGACUCUCCAUCUUGUAGAGAAAAUGAUUUGGUGCAAUCAAGGAAAAAUGAAGAAAGCCAAGAGAUUCAGAAGAAACUAUAUACAUUAGAAGAACACCUCAACACUGAGAUACAAGCCAAAGAAGAGUUAGAACAGAAGUGCAAAUCUAUUAAUACUCGUCUAGAGAAAACAGCAAAGGAACUAGAAGAAGAGAGUUCUGUUAAUACCAUGGUAAUAUUUAACAGCUUAAAAGAUCAACUUGAAGAUUUGAAAAAAAGAAAUCAGAACUCUCAAAUAUCUACCGAGAAAGUGAAUCAACUUCAGAGACAGCUGGAUGAAACCAAUGCUUUGCUGCGAACAGAAUCUGAUACUGCGGCUCGAUUAAGAAAAACCCAGGCAGAAAGUUCCAAACAGAUUCAGCAGCUAGAGUCCAACAACAGAGAUCUACAAGAUAAAAACUGCCUGCUGGAAACUGCUAAGUUAAAACUUGAAAAAGAAUUUAUCAAUCUUCAGUCAGCUCUAGAAUCUGAAAGAAGGGACCGAACCCAUGGAUCUGAGAUAAUUAAUGAUUUACAAGGUAGAAUAUCUGGUCUAGAAGAAGAUUUAAAGAGUGGCAAAAUCUUACUAGCAAAAAUAGAGCUGGAAAAGAGACAACUGCAGGAGAAAUUUACUGAUUUGGAGAAGGAAAAGAGCAACAUGGAAAUAGAUAUGACAUACCAACUAAAAGUUAUGCAACAGAGCUUGGAACAAGAAGAGGCUGAACACAAGACUACAAAAGCACGGCUAGCAGAUAAAAAUAAGAUCUAUGAAUCCAUCGAAGAAGCUAAAUCAGAAGCCAUGAAAGAAAUGGAGAAGAAGCUUUUGGAAGAAAGGACUUUAAAACAGAAAGUAGAGAACCUAUUGCUGGAGGCUGAGAAAAGAUGCUCUUUAUUGGAUUGUGACCUCAAACAAUCACAGCAGAAACUAAAUGAGCUCCUUAAACAGAAAGAUGUGCUAAAUGAGGAUGUUAGAAACUUGACAUUAAAAAUAGAGCAGGAAACUCAGAAGCGCUGUCUUACACAAAAUGACCUGAAGAUGCAAACGCAGCAAGUUAACACACUAAAAAUGUCAGAAAAGCAGUUAAAACAAGAGAAUAAUCAUCUCAUGGAAAUGAAAAUGAGCUUGGAAAAACAAAAUGCGGAACUUCGAAAAGAACGUCAGGAUGCCGAUGGGCAGAUGAAAGAGCUCCAAGAUCAACUUGAAGCUGAACAGUAUUUCUCAACCCUGUAUAAAACACAAGUUAGGGAACUUAAAGAAGAAUGUGAAGAAAAGACCAAACUUUGUAAAGAAUUACAGCAGAAGAAACAGGAAUUACAGGAUGAAAGGGAUUCCUUGGCUGCCCAGCUGGAGAUCACCUUGACCAAAGCAGAUUCUGAGCAGCUGGCUCGUUCAAUUGCUGAAGAACAGUAUUCAGAUUUGGAGAAAGAGAAAAUCAUGAAAGAACUGGAGAUCAAAGAGAUGAUGGCUAGACACAAACAGGAGCUUACUGAAAAAGAUGCUACAAUUGCAUCUCUUGAAGAAACUAAUAGGACACUUACUAGUGACGUUGCCAAUCUUGCGAAUGAAAAAGAAGAAUUAAAUAACAAACUGAAAGAAGCUCAAGAGCAACUAUCAAGGUUGAAAGAUGAAGAGAUAAGUGCAGCAGCCAUCAAGGCACAGUUUGAGAAACAGCUAUUAACAGAGAGAACACUCAAGACUCAAGCUGUGAAUAAAUUGGCUGAGAUCAUGAAUCGAAAAGAACCUGUCAAGCGUGGGAAUGACACAGAUGUGCGAAGAAAAGAGAAGGAGAAUAGAAAGCUACAUAUGGAACUUAAAUCUGAACGUGAAAAGUUGACCCAACAGAUGAUCAAGUAUCAGAAAGAACUAAAUGAAAUGCAGGCUCAAAUAGCUGAAGAGAGCCAAAUUCGAAUUGAACUGCAGAUGACACUGGACAGUAAAGACAGUGACAUUGAGCAGCUACGAUCACAGCUGCAGGCCUUGCAUAUUGGUCUGGAUAGUUCCAGUAUAGGCAGUGGACCAGGGGAGGCUGAGGCAGAUGAUGGAUUUCCAGAAUCAAGGUUAGAAGGAUGGCUUUCCUUGCCUGUUCGAAACAACACUAAGAAAUUUGGAUGGGUUAAAAAGUAUGUGAUUGUAAGCAGUAAGAAGAUUCUUUUCUAUGACAGCGAACAAGAUAAAGAACAAUCUAAUCCUUACAUGGUUUUAGAUAUAGACAAGUUAUUUCAUGUCCGACCAGUUACACAGACAGAUGUAUACAGAGCAGAUGCUAAAGAAAUUCCAAGGAUAUUCCAGAUUCUGUAUGCCAAUGAAGGAGAAAGUAAAAAGGAACAAGAAUUUCCCGUGGACCCAGUGGGAGAAAAAUCUAAUUAUAUUUGUCACAAAGGGCAUGAAUUUAUUCCUACUCUUUAUCAUUUCCCAACCAACUGUGAGGCUUGUAUGAAGCCGCUGUGGCACAUGUUUAAGCCCCCUCCUGCUUUAGAGUGUCGCCGUUGCCAUAUUAAAUGUCAUAAAGAUCACAUGGACAAAAAGGAGGAAAUUAUAGCACCUUGCAAAGUGUAUUAUGAUAUAUCAACGGCAAAGAAUCUAUUGUUAUUAGCAAAUUCUACAGAAGAGCAGCAGAAGUGGGUUAGUCGGUUGGUCAAAAAGAUACCUAAAAAGCCCCCCGCUCCAGACCCUUUUGCACGGUCAUCUCCUAGAACUUCAAUGAAGAUCCAACAAAACCAGUCUAUCAGACGGCCAAGUCGACAGCUUGCCCCAAACAAACCAAGAUUGCUUGAUUUGGCAUUUAAAGACUGGGAUUGGUCAUUUGAUGAUGUUGAUGAUGGUGAUGAUGAUGACGAUGUUUUUGAUUUCUGAAGAAAUAAAUGGGCUAACUGCCUUCUAUGAAAGCAGUCAUUCAAGGUGAUCAUAUUCUUCCAGUUAAAAUAAGACUGAAAUAUGAUGACCUAAAAUUUAUUAAAAAUCUGUAUUUUCCAGAGAGACUGAUGUAUACACAUACAUAUAUGUGUUUCCUUUUUCCUGUAAUAUCAAUGACAAGUCUUGGAGAGGUUUUCCUAGCUUCUUUCAAACAAGUUGAACCAACAGCAGUUGGUUAAUAGAAUAAGGAUAUCAUCUGCAACUCUCCCAAACUUGUUUCAUAAAGCUCUCUUGGCAGUCACUCACACUACAUUGCACAGAAGAAUUGAGAAGAGUUAAAUAUUGAAGAAAUCAUCUUUUCAGCUUUGAUAGAGAGAUUUCACCAGCACAUUUGCCAGAAGAACCUGGGAAUGGAUUCCACUACAGUGAUAUUGACUGCAUCUUUAAGAUGUGACCAUGAUACUGUGUGUGUAUGUAUGUGCACACACACAUAUAGUACUGUAAUACUGCAAGAGGGUUUUUUWAACUCCCCAUUUUAUUUUUUUAUACACAUUAAUCAGAUAUCAUUAUUUCAGCUGCAACUAUGCACUUGUAUAAAGCCAUAAUGUGGAGUUGAUUCACUUUCCCCUGCACAUAAUGGAAGCUGCAUGUUCAUGUUUAAACAGUUGCUGUAAUAAGAAGUUUGAAGUUAAUUAUAUCAGUUUCCUAAUGCUUCAUGAUAGAGAACUUUACCCAUUUUGAAUGCCUUAAUUUAAUUUUUUUUCAAAGUCUCAUCCCUUCUGUAUUUAAGAAAAAAAGAACAAGUGUUUACCAGCUCUUAGGAUGCAAAGUUGCUUAGGGUAAAAAAAAAAAAAAAAAAAGUGCACUAUUUUUACACAUAGUAGUUCUAUCAGUGUCAGCCUAUUUUGAUUGUAUAACAAUUUUUUUAAUGUAUUGGUCUUAGAAACAAUAAUGGCUAGUAUUGGAACUAAUAUAUCUUUGUUGUAUAUCUUUAUUCAUCUAUCCCUUUCUACAGACCUCAGUAUUAGUCUGUGACUACAAAAUGUUCUCUUUGCUUUGAACUUACUGGCCACCUUAGAUGUGUUUUUAUUUCUGGUAAAGACAUUUGUGACUAUUUUUACAUUUUCACACUCAAGAUUUAAAAAUUGUCUCAGAUAUAAAGAAAACUAGGAUAUACUGUAGAUAUAUUUUAAAUAUUUAAAUGUGAUCCUCAAACACACAACUGGGUCUGGUGGUAUCUCAGUAUUGGGUUAAGAAAAUCACUGACUKGGGGGAAGCAGCCUCAAAGGCACCCGAUUAAAUUUUUAUUUUUAAAAUGUUCUCAAGACUAAAAUUUAUGCAGGACCAUUCCUGCUGUGUUUCUCAUUAUCCCAGAUAAGUAUGUUUUGUACUGCAACAGUAUGCAGCAAUGGUAGGCAUCAAGUUUUUAAAAAAAUCAGUCUUUUAUCAGGCUCUCCUGUGUACACACACAGAGUUUGGUAUGAUCGAAAUGUAUCAUCCAGUAUUUCAAUGAAGGAAGUAGACAUUUCUCAUUGCUUCCCUCUGGGGUUAAUGCAGAGGUGUCUGAAGAGUUGAGUCCCCAUUAUAGAUACUUUUGUGGGAGUUACAGAGUGCACUUUGGCCUACUGAUAUUCUGAGCUGUUCUCACGCUGUUGGCUCUGCGCUCUUCCCUGCUUCUGUGCUAACACUCGACGUGCUGCCACUUCCCUCACAGGUGCAUCCUGCAGUGCUGGCUGGGACACAGCUUGCUUUUUUUGUUUUUUUAAAGAUUAAAAUGAAAAAUAUAUAAAAUUUAUAUAGAAGAAAUAUUUCCAUUCACUAGAGUUGUUAAAAGGAGACGGAAUUAAUAUUUUAUAUAAAGAUUUUGUUACACUAUGGGAGGUUCUAUCCUAUUAUUCUGAAUUGGAGAGUAUAUAUAUAUAUUUUUAAUAAACUUUAUUAAGGUGAAAUAAUUUCAAGUUUACACRAGUAAUUGAAGUAUCUGAGUAAAAAGCAAAAGUUUGAAUUUUGAAUGCUGUACGUGUAUAUGUAUAUACAUAUAUGCAUAUGUAUAUAUAUAUGAACAGGGAGAAUCAUGGUGUGAUACAACUGUACAAGAAAAAUUAAUGUGAAGUAUUUAGGGGAAAAGAUUUUCUGAGGGGUGAGAAAAAAAUCUCUCCCAUGGAGAUUCUUCACAUUAUAUGGUUUGAUAAAAGAUUUAUAAGGUUGUUUGUCCAACUAAUGGAAAUGUGCUUAAUAAAAAAUUCUGACCUUGGGUGAGAAUUUGCUUUUUCCCCAGUUGCCACCUUCAUGUACACAUCUGUCCACAUUUUCUUCCCAACACUUGGUAAAUAUGAAACAACCUGAUUUUGUGCCAGUUUCUUUUUCUUGAGGUUCCAGAAUUUCUAUAUUUAUAAGACCAAAUUCUGUUUAUUUCUUCACACCUGAUUUCUCCUAGAGCCACGAAUACCUCCUAUGGGAACUAAGAAAGAGUGAAUACUGGGAUUUUCUUAGUUUAAUUUUUUUUACUUUUGUGGGGAUAGCGAGACAGAAGUAAAACUAGUGCCGGUAUUACUGUUGAAGAUUAAUGUAUAAUGAAYUUUUUUAAGUAUUAAUUUUUUAAGACCUAUCUAGAAGCAAGAUUUUUUAAAAAAAUCUGAAAGUUUAAAAUGCUGUAGCUGACUAAUGGGUAGCACCUGAUGGGCAUGGGAACCAGUGAGCGCUUUUGGAACUGCAGCAGUGCCGGGGUCCAGGACGCGCCUCUGCGGGGCUGCUGGGCCUCAGUCAGUACAUGGAUCCUACCCGGGAAGCCCUAGGCCACCACGCGCAGUUUCACAAGUCCUGCUGCUGCUGCUGGUCCUUCUCAUAGGGUUCUGAGGGGAGAGCAGACACUCAGACACUACACUCACCUUAGAGAAGGCUCUGAGUAGGUGUCUAAAACCCCUCAGCACACCACUGAGCCUCUCAGUCCACGGUGACACUGCUACUGACUCGUUCCCUCGCCUGGCAGAGGCUUCAGCUCCCCUAGCUUGUGAAGGUGCCUGGGCCCUAAAGCACUUUGAAGAGCACUGUGUGACAGUGCGGGUGUCACGGCUGGGGCCUCGCCUGAUUCCCUUCCCCCGGGAUGACUUAUGUUUGGGAUUGUAAUAAGUUAUGAACUGCAUGGUUUAGAUAAUCAUAAAUAGCUGAUCAACUGUCCCCAUGAACAAAAAUCGUGCCCCCUUGAUUUUUUUUUUAAUUUUAUUGCAUCUUUGUAGAAAUGUAAUUGUAUUUUAUGCCUGCUUUUUAUAAAAAAAUAAAUAAAAGAAAUGAAGAUGUAA
This is a messenger RNA of Urocitellus parryii (Arctic ground squirrel), 7502 nucleotides long. The record is from RefSeq and is a predicted model, not a curated record. NCBI's taxonomy places the organism in Eukaryota, Metazoa, Chordata, Mammalia, Rodentia, Sciuridae.